GCCAAUAAUGCCAGUGAGCUCACCAAUCGCCAAUGUCGCGAUUCCAGACCAGGACAUCACAUCGUACUUCUUCGAGCAGGCACAGCGCCGGGUAGACCGGCUGGGCACGCAGGGCUGCACAGAGCCUGCAAUUGUCACCGACGCACAGACCAAAGCGACGCUGCGCUUCUCUGAUAUCAAGUGCCAGGCACAGGCGAAUCGCUGGAUUUCUCCGGUCGCUUGGGUUCGGCGGACCGGCUCAGGGCAGUAAUCUACCUGACGGGCUCAACGACGUCGCUGCAGUGCUCGCGCCCAACGACAUUGCGUUCAGCGCCAUCCACUUUGGCACGCUGAUUGCAGGCGGCACAUACAUGGCCGUCAACCCCCAGCAGAGUGUGCAGGCCCUGGCACACCAGCUCAAAGACGUUGACGCGCGUGUUGUGUUCACUACAGCCCACCUGCUCCCGGUUCUGCAGCAGGUAUGUGACGCAGCAGGCCUGGACAUUCCCACAUCCAACAUUGUUCUUAUCCAGGGCUGCAGCGACGGAUUCACAACGCUGGAAACGGCCAUUGAUGGAGCUGCUGCCAUUGAGUCCCACCGAGUCACCAGUCCAGAAGAGCUUAACCGGGUUGCACUAAUCGUAUACUCGUCGGGAACGACCGGCAAAGCCAAGGGCAUCAUGCUAACGCAUCGCAACAUCGUAUCCAUGUACGUCAUGGUAGGGCGGAUACUCUGCGCGCAGCCACGCACAUGGCGACAGCGACUCUGCUGCCAGUGUUCAACCACAGAGCUAAUGUUUUGUCAGCCUUGCCGCUGUACUUCCUGUAUGGCCAUUGUGUGCUGUGCUACCAACCGCUGACCAGCGGCGACCUGAUCGUACAAAUGGCUGGGUUUGAGCUCGACCCGUACCUUGCAGCCAUCGACUCAUACAAGAUCAAUCGGCUGAGCCUGACGCCG
Messenger RNA from Linderina pennispora, 937 nucleotides. Its product is annotated as acetyl-CoA synthetase-like protein. The record is from RefSeq and is a predicted model, not a curated record. The transcript has a single exon. NCBI's taxonomy places the organism in Eukaryota, Fungi, Kickxellomycota, Kickxellomycetes, Kickxellales, Kickxellaceae. Bases 351 to 839 code for a protein of 162 amino acids. Gene Ontology annotation, molecular function: CoA-ligase activity.